This is a messenger RNA of Procambarus clarkii (red swamp crayfish), 2235 nucleotides long. RefSeq names its product iodotyrosine deiodinase. Lineage: Eukaryota; Metazoa; Arthropoda; Malacostraca; Decapoda; Cambaridae. The record is from RefSeq and is a predicted model, not a curated record. Gene Ontology annotation, cellular component: plasma membrane. Gene Ontology annotation, molecular function: oxidoreductase activity.
AGUGAAAGGAGGCGCCCCAGAGGGCAGGUCGAGGCCACGAGGCGAUGUGAAAGGACCCUUUGAUCGGGAGAACAGUCACACGCCAGCAGUCGCGGUGUAAGGACCUCCGCUCGUAGCUCCCUCACGCCACUGCUCGCGCAUUACCACUCACUCGCAGGAGACAAUGGGGCUGGCGACGCGGUACAUGGCGCCCUUCCUGGCUGCCAACUGGCUGGAGGUGACGGUGGCGUGUCUGGUGAUGGUCCUCAUACGUCUGGCCGUCCGCCGCUCCUCCCAGGCCUCCACCAACGGACACUUCAACGCCGACCACGACUCCUCCAGCGACCACACCAAGAAGGGCAAACGCAACGUUAUAGAGUCUGGCGGUGUCGGUGACGAAGACGAUGACCAAGUCACACCCAACCUGGUGGAGCCUCUGUGGCCCGAACACCUCAAACACCUCCCCUACAAUUUCACCCGCGUGUCGGCGGAGGAGAGCAUGAGGAAGUCGAAGGAUUUCUACGAGGUGAUGAACCAGCGACGCACCGUCCGCAACUUCAGCUCUGACCCCGUGCCCCGCGAGGUCAUCCAGAAUGUGAUCAGGGCGGCAGGUACUGCACCCUCCGGGGCGCACACGGAACCCUGGACGUUCGUGGCGGUGUGUGACCCUGAUGUGAAGGAACAGUUGAGGACCAUCGUCGAGGCUGAGGAGGAGAUCAACUACACCAAGAGAAUGGGUAAUCAGUGGCUGAAGGACCUGAAGGGCUUACGGACGGGCUGGGUGAAGGAAUACCUCACUACUGCUCCCUGGCUCAUCCUGGUGUUCAAGCAGGCGUACGGUAUCCUGCCAGACGGACGCAAGAGGAAUCACUACUACCACGAGAUCUCCACAGCCAUUGCCGGUGGCAUCCUUCUCUCUGCUAUCCACACGGCGGGGCUGGCGACCCUGACCUCGACACCCCUCAACUGUGGGCCGGCCCUGAGGGCCCUCCUGCAGCGGCCGCCCAACGAGAAGCUGCUGCUGCUCCUGCCUGUCGGCUACCCGGCCUCAGACGCCACCAUCCCCAACCUCACCCGCAAGCCCCUCGAGCAGAUCAUGGCUGUGGUGUAGACGACUACCUGGAACAGCUGGGUGGCUGUGGCAAAUUAGUGUGUCUGUUAGACAAUUUGUUGUGUGGCUGUGGAACAGAAGUGUCUGUGAUUCCUGUCUGGCUGUUGAACAAUAGUGUCUCUUUGUGGUUCCUUUUUGGUGGUUGUGAUGCCUUUAUGUGUCUGUGGAACACAAUUGUGAGUGUACAGACUUUGUGUGGCUUUCAACAGGUACUACGCAGGGGUAUCCGGGCCCCUGGCUGCUGCUUUAUGGUAUGUUGACCAAUAAACACUGGAAAGUGAAGGGACGACGACGUUUCGGUCCGUCCUGGACCAUUCUCAAGUCAAUUCACAAUCGACUUGAGAAUGGUCCUGGACGGAGCGAAACGUCGUCGUCCCUUCACCUUCUAGUGUAUGGUCUGGUCAACAGUGUUUGGUUAGGUUUUUUGACUGCUGUCCCUACCUGCUGUCCAACUUUCAUGGAGUGGUGGAUUGUGACUCCACGGACAUUUUCUUCCACACUGCUGUUACAGCAUUUAGACAGUGCUUUAGCUAUUGAUAUGUUAUAUAUAAUGAGAGAUCUCCCCCAUAUUAAGCAUGCUAAUCACUUGUGAAAUUAAUUCCGGCACUGACGGAGGUAAUGUUCAAUUGUCUCUGGAAUAAGGGCGUACCUUGAGGUGUUUCCGGGGCUUAGUGUCCCCGCGGCCCGGUCGUCGACCAGGCCUCCUGCGUGGAUACAAAGUUAAUUUAUGUUUGUCCAAUAUGUAUAUCCGUGAGGGUUGAGUGAUGCAGUUCCGUUAUGUGUCUACAUAUGAAAGUUUGGGGAAAUGGGAUUACGUUUGAGAGUUAAGUCAUAGUUUGAUUAUGAAAACAAGGUCUGGAUUUGAUGAGUAGAUGAAUUGUUUAAAUCCUGUGCGUGAUAUUGGAGUGUUUGGGCGCUGGCUUCGGCAUGAGUAUGACAGCAGCAGUAUAACUAAUGUUAUACAAAUUAUACUAAUGGUAAUAAGGUGCAGAAUCCAGGAGCAAUUUUUAUAUUGUGAAAGUCCUAUUUAUAGUUUAAACUUUAACUAAAUAUUGUUAAAUUAAUAUUAAUAUAAUUUAAUAUAUAGGUUUUAAGUUGUUGCGACGUAUGUCAAUAACGGAUAUAUUUAAUAAAUUUAAAAAUAU